AUGAUUUUUUUGAAAAUUUGCAAAAAAAUUGAGCUGUAUUUUCUUGUAGCUACACAUGCACGAAGAACUGCUGUUGGUACAAGCCGUACUCUUAACGAUGAUGGUUUUCUUGGUGUUCUUCGUCGUAUCCUUGGUAAUCUCGAUACUAGUGAAGAUGAUGAUCGUCGUCAUAAUCGUGAUAAUCUUGAUCAUAAUAGUUUUCGGCCAGGUGCUGAUAGGAAACGAAAACAAUCAGCAGCAUCGAUUCAAGUUAUGUUAAAGACGUGA
Molecule: messenger RNA, 267 nt
Organism: Adineta steineri
Lineage: Eukaryota; Metazoa; Rotifera; Eurotatoria; Adinetida; Adinetidae
Source: the annotation of a GenBank genome assembly